Monopterus albus (swamp eel) is the source of this 2480-nucleotide messenger RNA. RefSeq names its product cytosolic purine 5'-nucleotidase-like. Gene Ontology annotation, molecular function: 5'-nucleotidase activity. NCBI's taxonomy places the organism in Eukaryota, Metazoa, Chordata, Actinopteri, Synbranchiformes, Synbranchidae. The transcript has 18 exons. The record is from RefSeq and is a predicted model, not a curated record. The coding region runs from base 225 to 1685 and encodes 486 amino acids.
UCUCAGCGUGCGUGUGAAACACUCAAGUCCACGCCUACAACAUUUGAAUAAUUUGGCCUUUUAAAUGUAUUUCCAAUGACUGAUGCGUAAAAGUGCCGUGUUGUUGAGACACACAACAGUUGCGUGUGAACAUAAGUCACAGGAGAGAGUUGGACAUCAGCAGGCUUCGUUUAAAGUUUGUAGCAGCUGCGCAGAGAAUUGACGCACUGGACACAAAACCAGGCAUGUCCUCAGUUGAGCCCAGGACGAAGACAGACCUUGACCAAAAGGUAUUUGUCAACCGAAGUCUGACACUAAAAAACAUCAAGUGCUAUGGCUUUGACAUGGACUACACACUGGCAAUGUACAAGUCUCCUGACUAUGAAAGCCUGGGUUUUCAGCUGGCCAGAGACAGACUGGUGUCUGUUGGAUACCCUCAUGAACUUCUCUCCUACACGUACGACCCCAGCUUCCCCACACGCGGUUUAGUGAUUGACACCACAUAUGGAAACCUCCUGAAGGUGGAUUCAAAUGGCAAUAUUUUAGUCUGCAGUCAUGGCUUCCACUUCCUCAAAGGGAAAGAGAUUCACAACUAUUACCCCAACAAGUUCAUUCAAAGACACGACACCGAGCGCUAUUACACUCUUAACACACUCUUCAAUCUGUCAGAUACCUACCUCUAUGUCUGCCUUGUAGACUUCUUCACCAGAUGUACUAGAUACACAAAUCUCGUGAAUGGUUACCAGCACGGGGACUUGCUUAUGUCCUUCAGAAGCAUGUUCCAUGAUGUCCGUAAUGCAGUGGACUACAUCCACGACACGGGCAUUCUGAAGGAACAAACAAUCAAGAAUUUGGAGAAAUACGUCAUUAGAGAUCCGGACCUCCCUGUACUCCUGACCAGAAUUAAAGAGGUAGCCAAGGUCUUCCUUGCCACCAACAGCGACUACAGCUACACUGAGAUCAUUAUGACAUAUCUGCUUGAGAGCAGUGCCAAGUUUGGAAGUCCAAAAACAUCCUGGCGUUCCUUCUUCGACCUCAUUGUUGUGGACACCAGAAAGCCGCUGUUCUUUGCAGGAGGGACUGUGCUGAGACAAGUGGACGUGGACACAGGAAAGCUCCGGAUUGGGACUUACACAGGUGACCUUCAGCAUGGAACUGUGUACUCAGGAGGAUCCUCGGACAUCAUCUGUGAUCUGCUGAACGUCAAAGGUAAGGACAUCCUCUACAUUGGAGACCACAUCUUUGGUGACAUACUCAAAUCCAAGAAGCGCCAGGGCUGGAGGACUUUUCUGGUCGUACCGGAGCUCACCAAGGAGCUGCAAGUGUGGGAGGAGAAGAAACAUUUGUUUGAAGAGAUGAAACAUCUUGACAUCUUCUUAGCUGAAUUUCACAAGCACCAGGGCGGCGACAGUCAAACGUGUCCUGAUGUCAGUGCCAUUCAGACCCGAAUUAAGAUGCUUUCCUACAGGAUGGACAUAUCCUAUGGACAGAUGGGCAGCCUCCUGCGCAGUGGCUGCAGACAGACACUGUUUGCCAGCCAGCUGUUGCGUUAUGCAGACCUUUACUCCUCCACCUGCAUCAACUUGCUACACUACCCCUUCAAUUACCUCUUCAUGGCUCCUCCAGUCCUGAUGCCUCACGAGGUAGUUUCUGACAUUACAUCAUCAGAGCUCCCUGUCACCAACUACAACCUCACGAUGAACUGAAACUGAGUGCUGAAGACAGCUGAUAGAGAUGUUUCAGUGGAAGGAGAACAGUUGAAAAAGCUACAGAAAUCCUCCAAUGUGCUUCUGCUUAUCACUGAUGGAGGCGAUUGUUUACACCUGUGCAUGUAUGAAAGGUUUGUUGCAGCCAUGAUGUACCUCCUUACAAAAAAAAACUAACUUAUUGCGCCACCUGCUGGGUAUAUAAUGUGAUGGCAUGUAACGUUUACUAAAUAAGCCUAUAGGUGAAGUUAGUUGACCAUGUAGGAUUUAAAGCAGGAACAGACUCAGGGCGACUGUUUAUAGGAGUGUGAAUUUGUCUUUGUUAUUUAUAUGUUGUGAUGCAUAUGCACUUUAAUUUUGAGCUUUGUGUAAUGGUUUUAAGGAAGAACUAUUUUUUGUUUCUCUUUCUCGUAUUAUUUCAAUAAAGUAUUGUUCAUUUUCUUUGUUUUCACCGAAGUACAAGAACUCUAAGUAAACAUGAUGGUGUAUACAGUAUUGCAGGAUCUCAGCUAAUAUGAAAGUACACGUUUUUACCUUGUGGAUUUUUAUUUUCUAGAGAGUAGUCCCAGUGAAAAAUCCAGUGUGGUCUGUGGAUUAUAAUUCUUAUACUAACCACGACCCUGUUCAUGGAAAGACAUGUUGCUGUUAAGUGUUUUUUAUGUAUUAAUGUCAUGGAGGCAAAUCUCUCACAGACAGAUGCUGUAAAGUCUGGAAAAAUAAAACCAAAACAAGAAAUAGUAGAUGUUGCUAUGAGCAAGUUGGAUCUUUUUCCAUCAUUUUGUUUUCCUUUAACAC